GUUGAGUCACAACCGUUUGCGCACAAUUUCCAAUUCUCCAUUCAGUCCAUGCCCAAAGCUAGACCAACGGCCAUUGAUCGGUACAUCCACAUUGUGCAGCGACUGAAGACAACCAGAUUACCAUUUCGGAAUAUCCUGCGACUUCAGUAACCCCCAUCGAUCAAUCCCGAAAAGUGUCUGCGACGACUCACUCCCACCCCUCCCAAUAUCGGACCUUGGUUUCGGCGACAGCACCCACAACCGAAAAUGGCUACCGUGAAGCCCAGCGCGGGGGACCUCGAACGGUACCUCAAAACCCUGAAGGGUAAGCCUCUGGAAGCGUCAAUCGACAGUCUCAUCUCUCUCCUGAAAAGACGACAGAUCCAGGGCUCCGAGCUCUGCGCUGUCGCGACCGCACACAUUCUCCUCCAGGUCGUGGCCAAGUCGAAAUGGAACGACGUCGACUCGUUGCUGGAGAAGGUGCAGCAGAUAGGAUUGCGCCUCAUCGCCGCACAGCCCAAGGAAUUGGUCGUCGGCAACAUCGUUAGACGCGUGUUGAGCCUGAUCCGAGACGAGGCUGCCGAGGACCGAAACGAGGACUUUAGUGAGACUGCCACAGAAGUUGGAGGAACCCCGACAACAGCAGUGCCAGACCCCUCCAAGCUGGAGCACCAAUGGCCUCCCUCUACAUAUACCAAGCAGGAUGCAGGUUCAGACUACAUCACGAGCGGCCCAAGACCCGUUCGCCCCGGUUUCCUCACGUCCGCGAGCUCUUUCCACGUCUCAAAGUCUCUCUUUUCCCUUCUCGAGGCGUCACCCCCAGUGGACACUGCUGGCAUCAUGGCCGGAUCGCCGUUUGGCAAGGACUCUGGCGCUUCGACACCCCUUCGUGGACAGUCAACUAGGGUACACGCUCUGAGGUCAGAAGUCUGUGAGGGUAUCGAGGAGCUCAAGGACGAGAUCGGCCAGGUGGACGACCAGAUUGCAGGAGCUGCGGAUGUUCAGAUUCACCCCGGAGACUAUGUGUUGGUGCACCAGCCUUCAGCCACGGUCCAGAAGUUCAUCCUACGCGCUGCAACAAGAAGAAAGUUCACCCUGUUCAUCGCUGCCGGAACGGCUGCCUGCUCCGGUGGGGAGCCGCCAUAUGCAUCUUUCAGGAAGAAGCUUGCAGCAGCGGGCAUCAGUGCGAUCAACAUCCUCAACAGCGGUCUGAUGGCCUACAUGCCCCGGAUUAACAAGGUGAUUCUGGGAGCAAGAGCCGUCCUGGCCAACGGCGGCAUCCUGACAGAUGCAGGCGCUGGUGUGAUUGCACGCGCAGCCAAGGAGCAGGGCAACCCGGUGAUUAUCCUCAGCGGUGUCUACAAGCUCUGCCCAGAGAGCUACUUUGACGAAGAGAGCCUCGUAGAAUGGGGAAGCUCUAUGGGCCAUGUCAGCUUCGCAGACGGAGCCAUGGUCAACGGUGUCGACGUUCGCAGCGCGGUUAGUGAGUUUGUGCCUCCCGAAUUGCUCGACACCUACAUUACCAAUCUUGGCGCACACUCGCGGAACCAUCUGUCCACUAUCAUUGCGGAUCACUACAAGCCAGAAGAUGUCGAUUUCCAUCUCUGGAGCACGGAGGCUGACCGAUGAGUGCUGCCUCUGAAAUAUGUCUCUGUGGGAAAGCCUAGCACGUUUAACGCUGCAGGGGACGCGACAGCGGCGUCCGCGGCCUUGGGGAUGAUUCGUGGCCCGAAGACGAAAGCGAACUUUCAGCCCUGGCCCAGCUAUUGAAUGAUACCAGGCGCAUGCAUAGCCUGUGUUCUGUACAAGUAUACUAAUUCGCGGUUCAAUCCUGGCCCCCUUCUCUAUCUAGGGCUAAGGGUCGGUUGGUUCGGCAGCAUGGCGUUCAGUUUGGAGGGGUAACACAAGCUCAAGAGUCGCGGCGGCGUUUCCAACGGCAUGGGAGAGAGACCCACUGGAUUGCAGGCUUAUGUGGCUUGAUGUGGAGGGAUUACACUGAUGGCGUAUUGCUGCCUCCGAAGAGGCCGCGUCAGCGUGUUGCAGUACAGAGAGCCUUCUCGAAGAAAGUGACUGCGGGCUGCUCUUAUCCAGGGUUCAAUUUAGCGGUGGCUUUUUAUUUCAUUGGGGGAGGGGAAACCUUGAACAAUCGGGGUUUGCGAACAAACGCGUGCCCCUCGCAACUUUUGACUGCGCCGUGGACCGCAGGGGUCACCCUCAAACAAGGUUGAUGCUUAUCUUUACCUGGCGUGAGCUUGGCCGCACCGCUUGGGCUCCCGAGGGUGUGGGGUUUGACCCCCGACCCUCUCUAUUGAGUGACGAACUGUGGUUCACCGUUCGAGGGGUGGGAAUUAGACGUCGUAAGGCUACGCGAACGAGGGGACAAACUGGUCAGAGAGAUUCGCUAGUGGGAAAGCAUGGCCAUUUGUUCUUGCAAGGUUGAGAUUUGGAGAAAUAUGAUGGAGGGAUGGAGGAGAGGAGGAUUGAGUCAAAC
Molecule: messenger RNA, 2470 nt
Organism: Colletotrichum scovillei
Lineage: Eukaryota; Fungi; Ascomycota; Sordariomycetes; Glomerellales; Glomerellaceae
Product: initiation factor 2 subunit family protein
Exons: 3
Coding region: 247-1608 (453 amino acids)
Biological process (GO): translational initiation
Cellular component (GO): eukaryotic translation initiation factor 2B complex
Molecular function (GO): translation initiation factor activity; guanyl-nucleotide exchange factor activity
Source: RefSeq, a predicted model, not a curated record